Humulus lupulus (European hop) is the source of this 1368-nucleotide messenger RNA. RefSeq names its product protein FAR1-RELATED SEQUENCE 5-like. The record is from RefSeq and is a predicted model, not a curated record. The coding region runs from base 1 to 1368 and encodes 455 amino acids. The transcript is spliced from 3 exons. NCBI's taxonomy places the organism in Eukaryota, Viridiplantae, Streptophyta, Magnoliopsida, Rosales, Cannabaceae.
AUGACUAGUUACGAAAAUGGUUUGGAAGCUGAACAAGAGGAUACAAAAUCCUUAUCUUCUGAACAUGAAGUAGACCCUAUUGGGGGAACACGUUUGGAAGAGACAAAAGAUGAAGAUGUAACAGAAGACAAUGUUGAAUGUGGCAUUAACGAAGAAUGGACCGAACCUGAUAUUGCGCAAUGGAGGAGCUUGCUUCAAUUUUUGGAUAUUGACAAAGAACCAGAACAUAUACAGUUUUCGGACUUCGAAUGGAAGGAGUUUGUAAGUAUUGAACAAGCAGAAUCUUUUCAUUUUUUGUAUGUGAAAAUGAUGGGGUUUAGUGUUAGAAAAAAACUGAAGAGGGAGGACAAAAAAUGUAUUUUACACAUUAGAAGUUGGGUGUGUUCAAACGAAGGUUUUAGAGAACAAAAAUAUUGUAAUCUUGAUAAUAGGUGUAAAGAAGCUCGUGCUCUAACAAGAAGAGGUUGUAAUGCAGAGUUUAGAAUAAAUUUAAAUAGGGAAACUAACUGCUGGAUUACUAAGUGUUUUAAUAACCACCACAACCAUAAGUUUGCCUUCUUUCGUGAAAAACCAUUUCUUAGAUCUCAUAGAAUAUUUAGGGACGAGAUGAGGGAACAAGUUAUGUCAAUGAAGAGAGCCGGAAUUAAGACAUCCCAAAUUUGGAAUUACAUGGUAGAAGUUCAUGAUGGUUGGGAAAAUGUGGGAUGUAUCAAAGAUGACUUGUGCAAGAGAAUCUGUAAAAAAUAUUCAACUUGGGAUGAUUGUGAUACGUCCACAACAAUGGGGUAUCUCGAAGCAAAAAAAGGGUCGGACAACAUGUUUUUCUACAAGUAUGAUGUAGAUAAAGAAAAUAGAUUGACAAAUUUAUUCUGCUCUGACGGGACUUCCCAGGUUGAUUACAAAUUAUUUGGUGAUUGUUUGGCUUUUGAUUCUACUUCCAAAACCAAUAGGUAUGGAAAGCCAUUAGUAAUACUACUUGGGUCUAAUAAUCAUGACAAAGCGUGUGUGUUUGGAGCUGCACUUCUUGAUAAUGAGACUUCGACCACAUAUGAUUGGGUAUUGGAAACAUUUUUAGAGUGCAUGGGUGGUAAGAUGCAGUCAGCAGUUUUGACGGAUGGUUGCAAAGCAAUGAACAAAACAUUGGAUAAUAUUAUGCCUGGUGUUCCACAUCGUAUUUGUUCGUGGCACAUACUAAAAAAUGCAAUGCACCAUGUACACAAUAUAGCAUUCCAUCAAGAAUUUAAAAAAAUUAUUUUCAGGUAUUACAAGGAGGAAGAAUGGGAGGAUAAUUGGAAAGUGACUGUGAAUAAAUAUAGAUUGACAGGAAAUGCAUGGGUGGAAGCACAAUAUGGCACAAGAAAGCAGUAG